CCGCGUGCAGGGAGCUCUGAGAAGACUGGUAGGGCCUAGGGCCGCUUCCGCUGGCGGAGGGUUUUCUUUCCGGCUGGUAGGGCGGUGGCCAGCCUUCCCUCCGCCCCUCUGAGGUUCCCUGGAGGGCGAGGCUGCCCGAUACUCCGCCAAGCUGGCCAGAAGGCCGACCCGGGAGCCUGGGUCCCUAGCAACUGCUUAGCUGAGCUCCUGACCACGCCUCCACGAGUUCCUAUCAAGUACAGUACUCCCUGACCUUUAAGGACUCUAUUUCAGGAUCAAAAAGGAAUCAAUUCCCACCCCAACUAUCAAAGAAAAAGGUCCUUUUGUCUUGAAGAUACUGCAGUGAUUGCAGCUGCCAGUGUAAGACCACCUUUAAGAUAGAGAGCCACAGAGAACAGUGGAUGUCCACCCAGCCACUCUAGGAGCAAAAGCACUGUAUCCAGCAGUUAUAGAUGGCAGAAGUGAAGUCGAUGUUCCGGGAAGUCCUUCCAAAACAAGGGCAGUUGUCUGUAGAAGAUGUAACCACAAUGGUGCUGUGUAAACCCAAACUUUUACCCUUAAAAUCUCUGACUCUGGAAAAACUGGAGAAAAUGCAGCAAGCAGCACAGGAUACAAUCCGCCAACAAGAAAUGGCAGAAAAAGAAGACCAGCAAAUAGCCCACUGACUAGUACCACUUUAAGGGGACAACCCAUCUCACCUGUUCAGGAACUAGAAACUAUUCUGCAUCUAUAGGCUGAAAAUACAUAAUCAAACUGGACAUUCAUAAUUUUAAAAAACAAAAUUUGGGAACUUAAACAUUGGCUUGUAUUGAAAAGAAAACUUUGAUGUUUUAUGGGAUCUUAAAAAGGUUUUCAAAAUUAUAAAUUACCUUAUUCAACCUACCUACUAUAGUAGUGUUAGAGAUUAGAUGUGUCUUUUCUGGAUGAUGGAUUCCUCAUCUUUUUAGACACCUAAAUCUGAAAAUAAACUAUUCUUGAAUAUAUUGUUACGCAGAAACAAACUUAACCAGUUAUGUACCAUGUCAUCCUUAUGGUAUGUAGCCUGACCAUAAUGACGGCAGUAAUAACAAAACUGAUUUCUUAACAAAUUUGAUUUUUAAAAAACCUUCAGCUAUUUUGGAGUCAACUAAACUUUUAAUUACACUAAUUUUAAGAAAUAAGAGAAUUACAAAAGUAUUGAUUACCAAAUACAAAAUCCUAGAAAUGCUUUAUUUUAGCCACCACAGUAAUAAACCAAUAAAAUAAAUAUGAGCUUUAAAAAACACUAGAGGGUUUUCUUUCUAAAAGACUACCUAGCCUUGUAACCAAGAAAAUAUUUUGGAAAUUGUAAAUAUAAUGGUUGAUUGCAGUCACUAGACUUCUUCAAUUGCCACAGACUUUGAAACCUUUCUAAGUAAUUAGAGGCUAGAAAUAUGAUCUCCCUUUAAAGUAACUUAUUUAUUGGUAAUUACAUAUUGAUAUUUAGAUAAAUGUAAAGCUUUAAGUAGAAUACUUGAUUUAAGAGAAUACUUCUUAAUACUUAUUUUAAGAAAAUACUUUUUCUUCCAUGAGCAACUUUUAUUUCUUACCUGAAUAAACUCUCUGAAAUCAAGGAAUCUAAAACCAUAAAAUAUGCUUCAGAUUUCUAUACUGUAAUUCUGUCAAGAUAUCCAGCUGUUCUAUGCCCAUCUUCUUGCCAAUCAGUCCAGCCAGAAUAUGCUGAAGUCUGUUUCCCCCUCAUCCCUUUCCUCAAAGAAUGCCUGGUCAUCUUCCUGCUGGAAUCUCUUCUAUUUGCUUUUAAUAAAGAGCUCAUGAACUAACAGGAGGCUGGGGUAUUUUGAUAAGUUCUUAAAGCUUAAAGUCCAAUCCCUGAUCUUCUCACUGGAGCCUUGCUAACCCUCCGAGGUGACUGAAGCAGCAUCCACUUUUGCUUCAGACUUGGGAGUAACCCAUCUGCUUUUCAUCUUCCGUUUCUGACUGGGAGCCUUGCUCCUGGAGAGUGGACAGUCUCCUCAACCUUCUAGGAUGCUUUGGCUUUUUUACAAGGUCCCCCACUCUGGGUGGUCCCCUUCUGAAACAGUUCUUUCAAAGAGCCCUCUUGGUCAGAAAUGGAAUCUUCCAACUUAUUCCAGGUAAGGGAGCUAAAACCACUGUCUCCAGGUGUUGAAACACUGUCUCUCACUUCUGCUGAAGAAGAAAGCGUUUGGCUCCCCUUAAAUUGUUUUUGAUAUGAGACUACGUAUUGGAGUUAAAUAUGUGGUUACCUCUGCUCCAGAGGUUGUCUGGCUACCAGAGGAGCCCAGUUGAGGACAUGUAUUCUCAUCACUAACACUUAAACUGCUGUCACUAAAGUCGUGUGUGAUAGAACCUUGGAAAUCAUUGCCUUGAAUUGGAGACAGAUUUUUUACUCCGAGUAAGCCACACUUUCCCAUGCAAUCAUCAACUGUGGAAGUCUUGUGCUGAGAAAACCUUAACCUCAACUUCUGACUGCUAGAAGUACCAUCCUCUGUCACUAACGAGCUGAAGUUGUCAUGCUUUGGGAAACGCUUUUCUAGGCUAACUACGUGGCUUAUGUUGCUUUCCAGAGACCAGCUUUGUGGAUCCGAAUCCCCCUUCAGAAGAGUGAAAGAUAAGUCGAGCCGCCUACGCAAUGAGCAUGUUUUCCUUCUGAAGAAUACUUUUUUAAACGUCAACAGAAUUUAAGGAUAAGAGCUGUUUAUAUAUUAGACAAAUUUUAUUCAACUCCAGCUCAGAUCAAUAAACAAAGAUAAACUGUGCAUGUAUUUCCCUAGUGUAACCUUAAAAGGUUUUUCCACUAUUACACUGCUCUAAGAUUUUUAAGUGUCUUGUGUUUAUGCCACCUAUAUGCAGGUGUCCAUAGAAGUCAUAAGAGGACAUCUGAUACCCCAGAAAACUCAAGUUCCUGAAGGUUGUAAGCUGCACGAUGUGGGUGCUAAGAAUCCAACUUGGGUCCUAUGAAAGAGCAGCAGGUGCUCACUGCUGCUUAGUGAUCUCUCUAGUCCUGUUUAUUAUUAUUAUUAUUAAAGUUUGAAGAUUAAAAUAAAAAAAGAUUUUGUAAUAACUUGAAUUCACUAAGCUCAAGUGUACUUGUUCUGAAAGUCAGGCAUGAUGGUCCAUGCCUUUAUUCCAGCACUCGGACACGGAGUAGACACAGACUACGAUGAGUUUGAGGACACAGGCCAGCCAGAGCUACAUAACAAGACUCUGUCUCAAGAAACAACAAAGCAUUUUUGUUUGUCCUGCACUUUGGGAAUGAACACAAGGCCUAAUGAAGUUUAGACAGGAAACCAAAAGACGUUUUCAACACACAAAAUAAAUGUACUCCCACUAAA
Molecule: messenger RNA, 3332 nt
Organism: Chionomys nivalis (European snow vole)
Lineage: Eukaryota; Metazoa; Chordata; Mammalia; Rodentia; Cricetidae
Gene: Bbip1
Product: BBSome interacting protein 1
Exons: 4
Coding region: 453-665 (70 amino acids)
Biological process (GO): cilium assembly; receptor localization to non-motile cilium
Cellular component (GO): BBSome
Source: RefSeq, a predicted model, not a curated record